Molecule: messenger RNA, 854 nt
Organism: Chaetomium strumarium
Lineage: Eukaryota; Fungi; Ascomycota; Sordariomycetes; Sordariales; Chaetomiaceae
Exons: 4
Coding region: 286-558 (90 amino acids)
Biological process (GO): translation; ribosomal small subunit assembly
Cellular component (GO): ribosome; mitochondrial small ribosomal subunit; cytosolic small ribosomal subunit
Molecular function (GO): RNA binding; structural constituent of ribosome
Source: RefSeq, a predicted model, not a curated record
AUCCAUCCAGCUACAGUUUUUAGGAGGCCCAGGGAGUAAUCUAAUCUUGACUUCUUGACUCCUUGAGAGCAGUUGAGAACCCACUUCAUUUUUUUUUUGGAUGCCCGCCUGUCGGCACUUCCAGUCUUCUCCGAGACAGUGUGACCACGAGUGCCCCACUUGCAUUCACUGUCUGUGCGCCGCGACGUUCGCUUUUCGUCUUCGGCCUGCAUGGUCUCUAAUAAUCAUUUCUAGAAAAUAUCCCGUUCUGGCAUUUCAAUAAGCUGUGCUCUGUGCCUGGCCACGAUGCAGCCAACACGGUGCCUACUCAAGCGGUCGGUCUGGAAAGGGCCGCACAUUGUGCCACUCCCCAUCGUGCGGCCCGAACCAGGCAAGAAGAUUGCGCCCAUCCGGACCCAGGCGCGGUCGGCCACAAUUUUGCCCAACUUUGUGGGCCUCAAGUUCCAGGUGCACAAUGGCAAGGUUUACCAUGACGUGACCAUCACCGAGGAGAUGGUGGGCCACAAGCUUGGCGAAUUCUCUCCGACACGGAAGCCAUUCAUAUGGAACAAGAAAUAAAAGGCUCGUGAUGCUGGACACUCUAUCGUACCCGGACUCUCAUAAUCCUUAAGGGGAGAGCAAGACGGCUUUCUGAUAUACAACAACCUGUAACAAUACGAGGCUGAGAAGCCACGAAGCGCGCUCGGUCGCGGGGCCCGAUUGCGAGGUGGCAAGGUCAGGGCCGGGUGGCACCAAAGAGCGAAGAGGAAUAGACACGGGCCGAUUUGCCUUCGACACCUCGCGGUUGCGAAAUUGGGGAAGAACUUGUGAUGGACCUAAGAGAGGAAACUAGAUGACCAAAGCUUUGUGGUCUG